AUGACCGACGACGACGACCGCGACACCCGCAACCACACCAUCCUCAACGCUCUCCUCCGCCAGGCAUACCACAAAGGCUAUAGCGCAGGCGUAUCAGCCCUUGCCGCCCACCAGGCUAUCGACCCUCCUUCCGCCUCUUCUUCCUCCUCUACCCCUCCCGCUCCUGCCCCGGUGGAACCACAAUCAACAAUGGCCAAAGACCGUCCUAGGAGAUAUGCCCCAGACUCGUGUUCCCCCGGCUAUCCCGCCGAACUACCUCCAGCCGGAAUAAGACCCACGCUUAUCAUGACGGUCCUUGCCGGGGGUUCUCUCUGGUUUGCCUUGCGCACUCGGCGUCGCGUAAAGGGUCUCGAGAGGAGGAUCAGAUAUCUCAGCUCUGAGCACCAUACACAAAGCAUGGAGAAGAGUAUCCAAGAGGUGCAAGGUGCUGGCUCGGGAAGCUUGGGGACGCGAGGGAUAUUGGUCAAGUCUCCUGCAAAGAUUGGUGGGGCUACGUCGAGUGAUGCUGGAGUGUCCUCCGCGUCGGUGGAGCAAGGACUUUGGUCUUCCUGGGAUGGGCAGCAACGUUCUGAAGAGGACAAGACUCCUUCGGCUCCCUCCACUUCUUCCAAGUCCUCCACAGCACCCCUCAAUAGCACAUCUUAUUCUUCUAGCUUCCAGAACGACGAGACCGGCAACCACAUCAACACCACCAACCCCGCCGACAUCAAUCGUCACCAUCAACCCGCCCCCACGCACAGACUUACCACCCAGCCCGAUACUGCUACCGCCGCUGACGAGAACAAAGGCAAUGAGAGGGAUCAAUUCGAAAUCAAUCCCGCAUCCAUCCCACCCGCGGCCAAGAAGCAGAGUAGGGAACACAUCUACGCUAUGGGCGAUAUACACAAAGCUAUGGCGGAGCUUCGUGCCCAGCACACAUCCAAGUCUGAGUCUGAGAUUGUGGCUGAGAACGAGGAUGGGGAUGGGAUUGCCAAAAGUUCGAACCCCGGGAGUCGCCACGAAAGCGUCAUUACGUCCAAACGCCAGCUCGCUCGGGAUAUGAAUGCUGCUAGGAUUGAGGUUGAAGGUGAACAGGCGGUGGGUGGGAAACAAACAAAGACAUCGACAUCGACAACGACAAGGGCUGAGCCAAAGACGGGCGAUGAGAAGCCGCUUCGUAAAGUGCUAGAAGACGCUACUCGGGCGAGCGAUGCGAGACUACUUUCUGCCGCGCAGAAGCAGGAGGAGCUGAUGAUUGCUUAUAAGGAUACGGAAGCUGAUCUUUUAUCCCCUCGUCGACCGCUGCAACCUCCCAAAAAGAAGGAAGGUGAUCACCUGUUCUCUGUUGGGGAUAUCCAUACGGCUAUACAAGAGCUUAGCGGCCGACAUGCUGCUUCUCCUUCUUCUUCUUCCUCAGCAACAACAUAUGCUGAGGCUGAGACUAAGAAGAAUACCAAGAAGGACGAUGAGAGCGCGAAGGAUGGUGCAAAGAAGAAGACUGGGAAGGGGAAGAAAGAUACAGAGAAGAUUACGGGAAAAGAGACGGAGAGGGGGGAUGGAAAUCUUCGGCCCGUCCAGCCCACCGCCACCGGAACAGACACAGCCACCGCAAACGAUGCUCUCAGCCCCAGCAGCGCCCCCAUACCCAACGCUUCCAACAAGUCCUAUCCUGAAGGGCCUGUGACUAGGGCUUCUCUCGCGCGCAUGUACAAGUCGUCGCCCGUCGAGGGCACUGUGGCCGAAACCUCGAGCGGACGCACGCCCCUGUCCGAGUCCACGUCCACUAUCGACACUACGACUUGUUCCCCUUCUCCAUACGCCAACCCUCUUGCGCACGACGAGUCGACCACCGAGGGAGCCGUUGCAUCGGAUUCGAAAGUCGACCAGGAAAGUGCUGGGAUAGAGUUGAAGAGGAAGAAGAAGGAGAAGCGGGAGAGGAAGAAGGCGGAAAAGAAGGAGCUGGAGGCGAAGGAGAAGGAAAUGUCAGAUGCCGAGCAGGAGGGGAGGGUUGUUCAAGAUGAUACGAAGGGAGAGUCUUAUGCUUCAUAUAGCGCUUUUUCUCCUCAUUCUGAUACCUCUGAGAUUCCCUCCUCCGUCCUUGACAGACUGAACAAGGCCAUAGUUGAGGCUACAAGAUUGUUCGAAGGUAAUGACAAAUCGGCGCAAAAGGAGGCAGCUGCAGGACCAAAGAAGUGCAGCACCGAGAUUGAAACCCUCUGCAUCAAUCCCAACUCCAACGAGAGAUGGUUCUUCCUGCUCAACUCCACCAACUUCACUCCCUCUCCGCCUGCUUAUUCCGCUCCCUCCUCCCCGGCGUCCCCACCCCCUCAUCCUUCUGUCAACACCGCUGGGAGUGCAUAUCGACCCGGCGUGGGCUCGUCUUCGCUCUACUCUUCCGUCAGUCAUCGACUGGGCCACCUCACUUCUGCCGCAUACACUUUCCGCCUCCCCAAUUAUCCAAACCCGUCAUCCUCAUCACUCUCGUUUCCCACUUCUACGCAUUCGCGCCACGUGUCUGAGAAUGGGAGCCCAGGGAGUGAGUCGCCAGUGUACGGCAUGCCGGGUGAAGAGUUGCUAUCGGUAUUCAGAAGAAGGUCAGAGACAGAUCUCGGGAGGGAGGUCUUCAAGAGAGUUGGUUGGCGUGGUAUAAAAGGGGAGGCUGCUUUGUUUUCCGGCAUGUCCUACGAGAUAGGAAAAGGUGCUGGGAUUGGAACUGGGUACAAACGCACGUGGGUGGACGAGGUCUCAACGUGGAUAGUGCCGACCGUUAUCCGUCCGUCUCGAGAUGGUCGCCGCGCGCUUGUCUAUCUCGACGGGCAGUGGCGCGAAGCGAGAGCUGUGCACGAGCUCAAGAGCCUCCCUGGAAGCUUGGAUCGGGAGGAGGCCGAUGGAGAGGACGGGAGAGGUGUUUGGCUUUGGGUUGUGGAUGUGUAAACCCGCGGGAUACUUGUGGACAAUACGACAAAUACGACAAGAAGCAGCGAGAGAAAUGAAGAGAAAGAAUGGGAAGCGAAAGAGGAGCUGAGGUGGAGUAAAAGAAAGAUAUGUUGUGUAAAACAAAAGUUGUGCUGUUCAUCUAUACGUUUCACCUGUAGUUGUAUAUACCUUUACUUUUCACGUUGUAAAUGCACCAUUCCAUUGC
Messenger RNA from Cryptococcus amylolentus CBS 6039, 3121 nucleotides. RefSeq lists its product as hypothetical. The coding region runs from base 1 to 2913 and encodes 970 amino acids. The transcript is spliced from 7 exons. The record is from RefSeq and is a predicted model, not a curated record. Lineage: Eukaryota; Fungi; Basidiomycota; Tremellomycetes; Tremellales; Cryptococcaceae.